UUUCCCAGCCCUACGUCCCAUUUAAAAUAGUACAUAAGAUUUGUCAACCAAAGUGUUCCCAUUUAUUAAAACAUAUAAUAAUUCCUGAUUCUUGAGCUCGGACAUACUCUCAACCGAUUAUUAAGAGUUCAGAUUAUUGGAUAAAUAUACUUGAACUACUUGAUAAAUUGUGUAUAUCCCAAGUGAAACGUUGAGACACACCGUACCCCUUACGAUGAUCAACUUCUCUAAUAUUGACUCAUUUUCAUGGGAAUGUUCAUGAAGUUUUGGCUAACGAUCUUAUGAAAAAAAUUGUCUAUCAAGAGACUCAGAUUUAGUAUCUUAUAUGUACAGUAAAUACAAUUUAUUAGUAAAAUCUUUUAAACUUUUCAAAUUAUCAACCAACCUUUCAAAAUACAAAGCAUUAGAAAAACGUUAUGUUAGCAUUUUUGUUAGUAAUGUUGACUCAACAACAUGAGGAAGAGUUGGAAGAGACACAUGACGGUCUAUAUUCCAAUUUAGCAUUUUAAUUAAGAAAUGAGUUACAAUAUUAUUAAUGAUAAGAGAAAAAUUGUUAAUAUUUUGAUGUGAUACAUAAAAUUUGGCUAAUAUUUUGUAUUUCAAAAAGUUUGGCUAAUAAUUUGAAAAUGUUGAAAGGAUUGGCUAUUAAUUUUUAUUUACACAACAUGUAUCAAUUGCUAAUUCUUGAAAUUUAGACUAACCAUCACUCAUGGUUGUUGUCUACAUGUUGGAUUAGAAUCUCAAACCAAGACAAUCUCACACACUAUCAAGGGUUCUCGUCUUAACAUGAUCCUUUAGAGUAUAAUUUUCCAAUUUUUUUAAUGUGCAUUUGGAAAAAAAUUCAUAUUUUUGGUGUUAGUUCUUGAACAAAAUUUUUGAUUGUAUAUCUUAAUAAUUAAUAAAACAUGUCUACAAUGCACAUAGAUUUAUGUACAAAAAUUUUCAUUGUUUUUUUAAAAUUAUUUUUAAAACUCAUACAAACAUUGUGAUAUUUCACAUACAUAUGAAUUCUUGGAUGUAUUGUAGACACAUCUAUUGUUAAUAUUAAGCAUAUAUAAAGAGUUUACUUAUCUUUUAUCCCUAAUUAGUAAUCAAGACCUUUUAACCCUAAAUACAUAUUGCUUUUUGUGACAAACUAAAACAUUUUUGUUUUGACACUUUUGAUAUGGUAAAUGUUUUUAUUAUUGCCACAAUUUUGUAUGGAGUCACAGACUCACGACCAUGCAACCAAAUAACUUAUUACAGUUGCCUUGUUGAUUUCAUCCUUGUAAAGAUUCUUCACUUUUAACCUAUAGCUCGGUUUAGACUCUCGAAAUUAUAAAGACUUUUGGUGUAGAAGACAUUCAACUAUAUACUAGACGAAAAUUUUCGACCCAUGUUUGAUCAAUGCUAGGUCAGUGGUUGAUCAAACAUAAUGUUUAUCGUACAUCGUCAACAAAGAUUUCUCUAACAUUCACACAUGUCAUAUAAUACUUGUGCACCAUCAAGUUUCUAUCCAAACCUUUUGUUAUAUAAUACUUAUUCUAUUUGAUAGAUAUAUAUUAGUCUAUUACUACAAACAUAUAUAUUAUACAAAAAACCAAAAUGAAUUAUUGAAUAAAAGGGGGAAAAAUCAUUAAAAGAGGAGAUAGAUAACUUCAUAAAUAGAUCUUGACUAACUUUUUUGUUUGUAAAAAAAUUGUCCACCUUGGCAACUUGUAAAUUCUCCAAAUGCUUAUGUGGCAAGAAAUUUCUUUUGAACAACCAUAAUAUAUAGUAAGUAUAAGUAUAAGAUAAGAUAAGAAAUGGAAUAGGUACUAACUCGUAUAAUUAAAACUAAUAUAAUAAUAGUUAAAAAUAAAUCUAUUGUUGUUAAAAAUACAUGUUCGUUCGAUAAAUGGUUCUAUGGUUGGGAUUUUGUAGAGUUUUUUUUAUGUCUGGGUUUUGUAUCCUAAUCCAAAUCAUAUUAAAUUUUUAUUUUAAUACGGCUUAAUAAAACCGUUAGAUUAAUCUAAAGGUCAAAAUUAUAUUAAAGUAAAUUGUAACCAACGAUUAGUACCAUAUAUAUUAUGAAAACGAAAUGAUAUUGGAAUCUUCUAGAUUGAGGAUUUUAUCGGAAUAAUGUAACUUACCUUUUCAUUCAUGUGUAGGUUGGUUUGAUGAUUGGUGAAACGACCUGGUUUUUUUCAAAAAACCAAACCAUAACUCAAACCGAAAACUUGUUACUUCGGAGCAACCCAAAACCACAUUUAAACAAACUGACAUUAUUUAAGAAUUUUAAACACAAAGCCCCAACACUUGGGCAAAAUCUCAAUCUCAAAUACUUAAAACAACUUAACACAGAAUCUUGAACCUUGGAUCUCCAGUACAUAUACUCAUAAUCAUAAACAUAAAAUAACUAUCAAAUUUUAACUAUAACUCUUCCCCCCAGCUCCUUGACAUCUCAUCAGUACUGGCACGACCGCUCGCCUCGUCUUACUUCUUCUCGGGAUCCACUUCUGUUAACCCAUCCUCAACCUGGUGAGUGAGAAGGGGUCAGUCUCGUCGUUAGUUCCUAAGGUCUCUGCUCUAAGCAAACUCCUUACUUUUAGUAGUUCCUAAGGUCGAGGGUAACCAGCUAGAGGAGCGCAGUGCAAGCGUCUCGGAGGAUGCUUAGUCAAGGUUUUCAGUAGCAGUAACAUUAGGGAUUAUUAGUUAUUUACAUUUAUGAUUAUGAGUAUAGACUGGAGAUCACUUUGAGAUUUUAAGUAUUGAGUUUGCCCACUUGUAGGGCUUUGCUUUGAACUACAGGAGUGUGGUUUCAGUAGUUCAUUAUGAAAUUUUUCCCGCUGCAAUUUAAGCUUUGGUUAUUUUAUUUUUCAAGGGCAUUUUAGUAAAAGUAGUACCUGGCCGGGUUAGGCUGUUUCAAGCUCCGUCUGUCUCUCUCCAUUCGGUGGCCGGCUGCCUACACCGGGAACUCUCCGUUUUCGGGUACAGAUCGCGGGCACCACAACAGUAACUCUGGUGGACAGUGGCACCACCCUUAAUUUUAUCAGCGAGGAACUGGUCAAGAUCCUUAUUCAGACGAGUCCGGUGGAUCCCGUGGUGGUCCGAGUCGCAAAUGGGGCACCUAUGCGAUGUCAGACAGUCUAUCGUGGGCUCCCGUUUGAGAUUCAGGGGCUGCCUUCACCGCGAAUAUGUUUGUUCUACCUAUUCGCGGGUUUGACAUGAUUAAGGUUGUUCCAUGGCUCCAGGGUUUGGGACCAGUCACCACUAACUGGCGGAGUUUGACAAUGAGGUUCAAAUGGCGGGAUAAGUAGUGGUGUUUGUAGGGGCUUACUACGGCCCUGAGCCACAUUUCUCUCCACGAGUGCGUCGUUGAGGGUGAGGUCGAGUUGGAUGUGCUGUGUUGGCUCGUGGCGCCAACUGAAAGACAGGAGGUGGCCCCAAACCUCCAACGAGUGAUGGAGGGGUUUCCAGAGCUCUUCCAAACACCGACCACCGUACCUCCACAGAGACAGGUUGAUCACCGCAUUCAGCUCAAGGAUGGGGUGGAGGCUGUGAAUGUCCGUCCAUACCGUUACGGCCAUUCGCAGAAGGAGGAGAUCGAGCGGGAGGUGGAGGAGAUGCUCGAGACCGGGCUGAUUCGGCCUAGCACCAGUCCCUUUUCUUCACCGGUGCUUCUGGUCAAGAUAAAGGAUGGGACCUGGCGAUUCUGCAUGGAUUACAGGGCGCUCAAUGCGGCGACGGUAAAGGAUCAAUUUCCGAUCAAGAAUGUGAACGAUAUGCUUGACGAGCUCCACGGAUUGGCCUACUUCACUAAACUCGACCAGAGGGCUGGGUAUCAUCAGAUUCGUAUGCUGGAGGAGAAUGCGCACAAGACCGCUUGUGCAAUGCUCCCUCGACCUUCCAAGCUGCAAUGAAUGACAUUUUCCGACCUCUACUGCGACGGUAUGUGCUGGUAUUCUUUGUUGACAUUCUCGUUUACCGUCCAUCAUGGGAGGUACAUUUGCAGCACUUGCAGGCAGUAUUUGAGAUUCUACGGCGCCAUCAGUACUACCUCAAAGCUUGGAAGUGCGUAUUUGGGUUUCAGAAGGUGGAGUACUUGGGCCACAUUGUCACACUGUAGGGGGUCCAGGUGGGCCAUUCAAAGAUUCAGGCUAUGGUGGAGUGGCCGACCCCGUCCACUAUCACGGAGCUAAGGGGGUUCCUGGGCUUGACAUGCUACUAUCGGAAGUUUGUACAGGGGUAUAGCAUGAUCGCCCGUCCUUUGAAUAACCCUUUGAAGAAAGGAGGGUUCGCUUG
Linum trigynum is the source of this 4263-nucleotide messenger RNA. The record is from the annotation of a GenBank genome assembly. NCBI's taxonomy places the organism in Eukaryota, Viridiplantae, Streptophyta, Magnoliopsida, Malpighiales, Linaceae.